Messenger RNA from Closterium sp. Yama58-4, 2271 nucleotides. The record is from the annotation of a GenBank genome assembly. NCBI's taxonomy places the organism in Eukaryota, Viridiplantae, Streptophyta, Zygnematophyceae, Desmidiales, Closteriaceae.
AUGCCGCCUUUUAAUCUCAACCCCGAGGAGCUACAGGAGGAGCUUUCCCGCGCUUUCCGCUCCGCCAAGAAGCAGUCUAAGGUGGCGCUGCGCAAAAUAGCGGACGGCACGGCGGGGGCUUUGCGCUGCGCGCAGAGCAAGGUGGCGGAGUUUGAGCGCGAGAAUGACUUGCGCGGAAAGGCGCGGGACGCGGUGGGCGCGGCGAACGAGCGGCUCGAGGAGGUCGCGUUCGAGGCGGAAAGGCACGCGUUUCGGUUCGACGCGCAGUUCGGGGUUUCAAGUAGAGUGGAGGAGAUGAAACGCGCGGUGGUCAGUGCGGCGUACGACGUGGACUGUAACUUGCGGAUCCGACAAAGAAUGCGAGACAUGAUCAAGGAGAUACAGUACCAACUACCAAAGUAUCUGAAGCGGUGGGCGGAGUUCAGAACCACGCCGGCCGGCCAGCUCGUCAUGUUCGUGGCGUUUGCGUGGCUGCUCAUCUCAGGCUGGCUAGCGCAGAUCUUCCUCUGGUCGCUCUGCAUCGUCCCGCUGCUCCCUCUGCUCGCCCGGGCGCUCGCCAAAGCAGCUUUCGUUGAGGGUGAUUGCCCCUCGUGUGGAGUUCGUUUCAUCGGCCCGCGGCGCGAGCUGCUGAUUUGCCGGGGAUGCCACCACGUGGGUGGCACAAAACCCAAACCGGCUGCUAAACCUAGCUCCAACCCUCCUGCCAGACCAGCUCCGAAGCAGCAAGGCGGACCGGAGGCUGAUUCCUUGCAGUUUCGGGAGAGACGAACCACUGGAGGUUCGGGAGUUAGGUUUGAGGGGCUUGAGGAACGAUAUGUUCCAUUGGGGGAGGAGAGGCGUGACUAUAACGAGGGGGACUUCGAAGAGGAGGACGAUUGGGAGGAAAAGGACGAAGGCGAGUGGGAAGGAGGCGAUGCUGAGGUGGAACGAGCCCUUGCUGAGUCAGAACAGGAGCUCUCCACGGGCAGUUUGGUGCUGCCGCCCGGACGGCAAGCCCCGCGGGUGAAAUCGGCAGUGUUUGUGAAGAGCAGCAGCAGUGUGGCGCAGUGCCCUAAGGAUACGAAGAUACCCGAAUUUGCUGUGAUUGGCCGGUCCAAUGUGGGGAAAUCUUCUCUCAUUAACAUGCUGACCAAUCAUAAGGGGCUCGCACAGACUUCCAAGAAACCAGCCCCGCGGGUGAAAGUGAAAUCGGCAGUAUUUGUGAAGAGCAGCAGCAGUGUGGCGCAGUGCCCUAAGGAUACCAAGAUCCCGGAGUUUGCUGUGAUUGGUCGGUCGAAUGUGGGGAAAUCGUCGCUCAUCAACAUGCUGACCAAUCAUAAGGGGCUAGCUCAGACCUCCAAGAAACCUGCCUGGGGGAGGAGUGGGGGGGAGGGAUCGCCAGUAGUAUUUGUGAAGAGCAGCAGCAGUGUGGCGCAGUGCCCCAAGGAUACGAAGAUCCCGGAGUUUGCUGUGAUUGGUCGGUCCAAUGUGGGAAAAUCGUCGCUUAUCAACAUGCUGACGAAUCAUAAGGGGCUCGCACAGACGUCCAAGAAACCAGUUCCGGCCGGGCGGCAAGCCCCGCGGGUGAAAUCGGCAGUAUUUGUGAAGAGCAGCAGCAGCGUGGCGCAGUGCCCCAAGGAUACCAAGAUACCUGAAUUCGCUGUGAUUGGUCGAUCCAAUGUGGGGAAAUCUUCCCUCAUUAACAUGCUGACCAAUCAUAAGGGGCUCGCACAGACUUCCAAGAAACCAGCCCCGCGGGUGAAAGUGAAAUCGGCAGUAUUUGUGAAGAGCAGCAGCAGCGUGGCGCAGUGCCCCAAGGAUACCAAGAUCCCGGAGUUUGCUGUGAUUGGCCGGUCCAACGUGGGGAAAUCGUCGCUUAUCAACAUGCUGACCAAUCACAAGGGCCUUGCACAGACGUCCAAGAAACCAGCCCCGCGGGUGAAAUCGGCAGUAUUUGUGAAGAGCAGCAGUAGCGUGGCACAGUGCCCUAAGGAUACCAAGAUCCCGGAGUUUGCUGUGAUUGGCCGGUCGAAUGUGGGGAAAUCUUCCCUCAUCAACAUGCUGACGGAUCACAAGGGGCUUGCACAGACUUCCAAGAAACCAGUCCCGCAGGUGAAAGUGAAAUCGGCAGUAUUUGUGAAGAGCAGCAGCAGCGUGGCGCAGUGCCCUAAGGAUACCAAGAUCCCGGAGUUUGCUGUGAUUGGCCGGUCCAACGUGGGGAAAUCUUCCCUUAUCAACAUGCUGACGAAUCACAAGGGGCUCGCACAAACGUCCAAGAAACCAGGCGAGUAG